Messenger RNA from Parastagonospora nodorum SN15, 339 nucleotides. RefSeq lists its product as hypothetical. Bases 1 to 339 code for a protein of 112 amino acids. The transcript has 2 exons. The record is from RefSeq and is a predicted model, not a curated record. Lineage: Eukaryota; Fungi; Ascomycota; Dothideomycetes; Pleosporales; Phaeosphaeriaceae.
AUGUCAUCUCCAACCUCAUCCACCUUACUCUCCACUCAAAACCUCGACACAGCAUCCACCGUAUCAGAAGUCUUCCACCAAUACCAAACCCUCAUCCGCUUAUCUCUCCGGCACAUCCAGAUCCUCAAAGCCCAGUCCCAAACCCUAGCAGACGAAUCUAACACAACCUACGAAGAUAUUGAAAACGACAUCGCGCGGCUAACAAAUGCCGUAGCGCAAGAAUACGAUGUUAAUAUUGAGUAUGCGAGGUUCUUGGAUGGGUGGAUGGAUGGGAAGGUGGUUUUGGUGAGAAUGAGGCAUUUGAUCAAUCUUAAUACGGCGGCACUGUUGAUCGAUUAA